GUCACACAGCCCCACAGAAUGAGUUUCACCGCUAUCAUUCUUUGGUUCCUCUUGCUGUGUCUGUCCUAUGCAUAUGGAAACCAGACCUCCUGCUAUAAGGUUACAAAUUAUGAAAUAUCUUGUUGCCAUCUCAACCUUUCAUUUAUUCCUGAACAACUGGGACAUGAACUUAAAAAAUUAGACUUGUCACAUAACCACAUACGGAACCUCAACAGCAAGACUGCCAUAUAUCUAAAAUCCUUGCAGGAACUCAAUCUUGCAUGGAAUUAUCUUGGUGAAAGUGACACAAAUGGACAACUCUUCUUACAGCCACUGACACAGCUGAGACUGCUUGACAUGUCAUUUAAUGAUCUGAAUUUGGAUGUGGCAACUGAGUUUCUGCAGAACCUGAGCUCACUGCAGUUCCUGUACCUCAAAGGAAACAAGAUAGUCAAACUUUCUUCCCACUUGUUCCAAGGAAUGCCCAACCUAUGCCAUAUCAACCUAGAGCAAAAUCUUAUCUUGGAAAUUGAAGAGGGAACCUUUGAGAACCUGAAAAGCCUUGCUGUGUUAAAUUUAGCUAUUAAUGCACUGCACUGCAUUUCAGAUUUUAGGUUGCCUCAGCUGCAGGUUCUAAACCUUAGCCAAAACUCCAUUGAGCUCUUUGUUACAGCUGAGAAAACAGACAUAUACCAACUGACAACUUUGGACCUUAGCCAUAACAGACUGCUUUCAUUUCCAAUACUUCCACAAAAGAAUAUUCUACAAAACCUCUACUUACAAAAUAAUCAGAUGGAUGUUUUAUUUACUAAAACUGUAGUUCUAGAAAGAAAAUUUUUACCAAAAGGAAUGGUAAAUUCGUAUAUGGUGAAAGACAAGAAGUAUAACCAAAACUCCAGAAACUGGCUUGGAAAUAUAACACAUUUGGACUUGAGUAAAAAUCAUCUUUCAUCUCUCCCUUUUCAUAUUUUAAAAGAACUAGUUGCUCUUCAGCAUCUGGACCUUAGUGACAAUUGUCUUCUGGAUAUCAUAAGCAAUACCACUUCUUUGGAAGAACUGGCAUAUCUUCCUUCUCUUCGGUCUCUAGACCUUCAGAGAAAUCAGAUCAGAUACAUCCCUCAUGGUUUCUUUCAUCUUCUCCCAAAGAUUGAAGUACUACACCUGGGUGACAAUAGAGUGAAACUCUGUGGCAUCAUAGAUAAAAACGACAGCUCAGUAACACAAGAAAAAAAAAGGGAUGAAAGGUGUGUGUCAUUUUCAGGCAUAAGAACACUAAAGCACUUGAGCUUACAAAGUAACAACAUCACAAGACUUUUUCCUAAUAUGUUCCACCAGACUCCACUGGUUACACUUGACCUCUCUGGCAAUAAAAAAUUGAAAAUUGCUGAGGGUGCACUGAAUGACUUAAACCGGAGUCUGGAAGUACUUAAUUUAAGCAGCAAUCAUAUGACCACCAGCGAGUUACGUUUGCCAUGUUUACCAAAGUUACAAAUGUUAGAUCUCUCUAACAACCGGAUAAAUACAUUGCCCAAAGGCAUUGCUUGUGCUGCCUUAAUGGAAGCAGAUGUAAGGAAUAAUUCUUUGAGAAGUCUGGAUGAGUGGAUGGUAGCACAUUGGUCAGCCACUCUUCAGUCUCUUUGGAUUAGUGGAAAUCCUUUCAACUGCUGCUCUUUGACUUGGCUGAAAGUUUUGACUGAAGAUAGAAACAUUCAUCUCCCAGAUCUUCAGCUUGUUCAUUGUCUUUACUGGCACAACACCACACAAUCUGCUAAUGUGACAAAUAAUCACUCCCAGCACUGUCUGGCUGAUGCCUCUACAGUUGGAGACAUGCUGGUGCUGAUUCUAAUUAUAUUGCUCUUUGUAGCUCUUUCAAUGACAGCUACUGUGUAUUUUUUAAGUAGAAAAAAGUGCCACAAACUUGUGGAAUUUAAAAGCAACAAAGUGGCAUCUUUUCAGUACAACCAGGAUGCAAAGCAAAGUCACAAAGAGCCUCAACUUGAUAUGUUUGUAACUAAUAACUGAAGUUCAGAUCAGUGCUGUCUCUGGCCAAAACACAUUCAUCAAUGUAAAUUAAGCAUUUACGUUUAUUUGCUUAGAAGACGCUUUUAUCUAAAGUGGCUUACAAAAGAGGUCAACAUAAUUGCAUAAACAUCAUUCUGGGUGACUGUUUGGGAACAAGUAUUACAGGCUAAGAAUACAAAAUUGAUCAUCACAAGUGAAGAGUGCAGAACAAAAUAUAAGCUAGUUACAAUUUCUUGAUUACAAAAAACUAAUAUGAGACAGAAAUUCACUAAACAAGAGGGACUUCAAAUGUUUCUUAAACACAUUGAAGGAGUCAUUGUAUCAAAUGGUGGUGGGCAUCUCAUUUCAUCAACUGGGAGUUAGCUACGUAAGAACAUGAGGCAUGUUAAAAAGGGAGCAUAGCUGUAAAUAUGACAGGCAGUUUCCUUACUUCUUGUUCAAAGAGUGAAAAAUUACCUGAAAAUAGUGCAACGCCACAAAAAAAGCUUUAAGUUGUUAAAACAUUUCUAAUUUAUAUCCAAGCAUCCAUUCUUAAAUACAGCAGAAAGCUAUGAGCCAAAGCUACCAUAUGAUGCUACACUAUUAAUAAGAGUGGGCAUUACUUAAUUAUGUGCAGAUAUCUUUAUAUACUCAUUUCAGACUUGCUACCUCAGUUACUCAAAAACACUCAUUUAAAAAGAAAAUGUAACUGUAUUGCUCGGUGUAACUGACUUAAAGAUAAACAUUUAAAUUUAAUUUGCUUUGCCAAAUUGUUCUGCCAAUUGUAUAUGUGUUUUUAAAGUUCAGCAUUUUUUAUAAAUUCAAGCAGAAACCUAGAAACCUUUUUAUACUGUAGUUUAUUUAGGCUAGAGUCACUGUUGUGGAAAUGCCUAUAAAGCAAUCAGGUAGACUUUUAACAGAUUCAUUAGUAAUAUCCAAACCUAUCCAUAAAAUGUUAGCAUUUGCAAUGUUUUGGUAAAUACAAAUUUAGAUGUCCUGACCACCUAUCCAUCCAUUACUGAAUCUUAUUACAGGUCCGGGAUAUGGAAAAAUGCUAUAUGUGUUUAUCUGGAAGACGUAUGAUGCCGUUGAUGAGCUGUGCUUUCUGGCAUGUUUACUUUAGCUUAGAUUGGUUACUCUGGACUGCAUUGUGAACAAACAAUUCCAUACUCCUAAGUUUUUUUUAAAUGAAUAGCUACAUAUAUUUAAUUUUGUGAAGCAAGGUUUUGCUUUAUCAUCUUAGGUGGUAAUGGCUAUAAACAUAAGAGCAGAUGGGGAGCAAGCAGAGAGCAGAUGGGGAGCAAGCAGAUAGCAGAAGUAGUUCUAGGAUGCAGACUCCUCUGAUGUUGUGGGAUAUUCAAUGAAACAUGGUUAAGAAGAGUGCCUAUGCAAGAACAGGUUAUAGAAAGCACACAAAAGGAUGGGAAAUUGAAACACCACUGAUCACCUGGGUUUGACAGAGUAGCAAGAAUUAGGCAAGGGAGCCAGGUGCCAUGAUGCAGUUACGCAUCCUAUAUUUACAGAGCAUUUAAGAAACACUAAAAACCGAAACCUUUGUGGUAAAAGGGGAACAGUUUUCCUCCCAUACCUAAACUGAUAGUAGAGCACAGACCUAGUGAGAAAAGCGCUAUAUAAAUGCAAAGAAUUGUUAAUUAUUAUUAGUGGUCUUCUUUCAGCUGCUCCUGUU
Polypterus senegalus (gray bichir) is the source of this 3667-nucleotide messenger RNA. Its product is annotated as transforming growth factor beta activator LRRC32-like. Bases 19 to 2001 code for a protein of 660 amino acids. The record is from RefSeq and is a predicted model, not a curated record. Gene Ontology annotation, molecular function: protein binding. The transcript is spliced from 2 exons. NCBI's taxonomy places the organism in Eukaryota, Metazoa, Chordata, Cladistia, Polypteriformes, Polypteridae.